ACAUAGCGGUUGUCACGGAUCAGGUCCCCGAUGGAGUAGAGCGUCUAUUCUGAUUCCUAAUCGAGUCAGUCCUUUCCCUUUUAACUUCCAUAAACAGUUAAAUAGUUUGUCAGCCGUGCUUCUUUCUCGGAAAACUUCCUUCCCAUCUCCCAAUCACAAGACAAUGCUAAACAAUAAGUUUUGAUCUUCUACAAACAAGAAAAAACCAACAUCAACAGUCGCCAAUUGUUCACCAUGAUUCGGUUUCAAGCAUCGAGUUUACUGUUAAGUUUCCUAAUUUUUCUUGUGCAACCAAGUCACCAAUUUGACAUUAGCCUAGGAGAUGUUACAGAAAUAGUAAAAUUUACUAAAGAAACUGUGACUGACGCUCUAGAAUCAUGGGAAUUGAUCCGACCAAAACAACCCAAUGUAAAUGGGGAAUCUGAUUUUCCCUUUGUGAAAAGAAUGGAGAAACGGCUGAUGGAUCGCAUAAACUUGGUCUCAAAAAAGUUAGAUUCUAUUGAAGGAAGAAUGGAGGAACGUACAGAAACGAUGGUAUCCAAAAUUCUUCGUGAAAUUCCAGAACGAGAAAGGCUUGAAAAAGCAAUGCAUUUUCUCUACAAGUCCAUCGGUCAAGUUGAAAGCUUGUACCAAAGCUUUUUACAGUAUGCCAGGUCCCCUAAUAAAUACGAGAGCUACACGAUGAAGGAUUUUGCAAAGACGGCUGUGUCUCAUAGGCUGGGCGAUUUGAGGGAUGUUUUGGAAUCCAUCUAUAGACAAGUUGUACCUCAGGAAUUCGAUCUAUUUGAACAGAGUAUUAUACAGAUGCUGGCUAACAGAAUGAAGGAAGCUUCCUCACAAAUAUGCAACCUAAAUCAGUCCCCACAGCAACUUUUGUAUAAUCUCUACAAUACGAUUGCCCUCACUGAGAUUAAAGGCUACACAAUGAUGCAGUUUUCUUUAACUCUGCUGAAACUCUAUGAAAAUGGUUCAUUCACUGAAGAAAUGGAGCAACUAAAGCGAGAGUACGCAGUCAGAACAUCUGAAACCCUUCGAGCAGUAAAAACAGCAAUGGCCUUUGCACCCAGAGAUCUUUGGAAAUGCGACCCAGCAGUUUAUAAAUCAGAGGAAACGUACACGGAACUGAAGCAACUCUUCCAAGGUUAUAUUGUAAAUGAAGUAGAUCUCAACGACGCAAAAACAUGUAAAGAAAACUGUGGUUAUUACACUUUUGCGAAACAGGAAGGUUGUUACCAAAAUCAGUUUUGCUCCCAGCAAAAAAGGUGCAACGGAAAAAUUCGCAAUUGUCAGUAUGUUGACUCCGACAUGUGGAUCUGCCCAUCGAUAAAGAACAGUUCUCGAAGAUACGAGUACAUCGAAUAUGAAAAUGGACAGAUGUUUGGCCGUAAGAACAGCUGUCCUGCAGGAACAACAAAGGUUGACAGUUGGUGGCGUUGGCUUUUCUGGCACUGCAGUUAUUGCUUCUGUUACUGUGACGAUCACAACACCAACUCUGAUCGUUACUUCAACCUGAGAAAUGUCCUUUCUGAUAUCGGAAGCAACAAGGUCGUGAUUGGAGUCAGACUGAAAAAAGUAAACAAGAUCAUUCACAUACAAAUCAAGGAGGGAAAACUUCUUCCUCAUGGAACAAUCGACCCAGAAAGUAUUUCCUGGAAACCCAUUGAAGAUUACACAAUAUUGGAUCGAAAUGUCAAAGAUGGAACUGACUAUCAUACCAUCACCUGGGAUAAAAGAGCAGUGGAUUUGGAUGAUUUAGUUCCUCCACCCGAUCAUUUACUAACUGGUCUGCGGUUCAAACUGCUCGGUGUUCAUUUAAACCUCGAAAUUCACGCAACACCUUUCAACUUUACAGCCGGAACUUUGAUGAAAGAAAAAAGUCAGUGGUACGCAAAUGAUAACACUGAUGCAAACGAAGGAUUCAACGAACACAUCCCAGUGGUUGAAAAGAGGACUGAACUGAUGUUGGAGAAGCCAGAUAUUCCGUCUCGUUUGCAAUCGAGAGCAGUUCCAGAUUCUAGGUCCAAUCAGUAUCUCCACUUUGCACCUACUGACCUUGAGAAAGACGCUGGACAAAGCACUAUUCCAUUUCUUGAUAUUCAAUCUAUAGAGCCAAAACCACCUGUUCCAAUAGCAGGAGCAGGAAUUUUCCACAAAGGCCAAAAAGGAUCGGGAGGGUUCGUUGCUCUAAAAUUGAUAACGUACAAUUUUUCACGACAUUUGCAAGUCGAUUUGUCACCUCCGAAACCGGUGAUCGGAUUAAGUAACGAGAUUACCAGCUCGUAAUUCGUAUUGUCUUGAUCACGAGAACCAGCAAUGAUCGUUCAGGUGCUAUAAUCGUUUAACACCAGCACGCAGAGAAAAAAAUGUACUUUAAAAAAAUACAAUCUAAUAAUGUAAUAAGGAUUGAGACUACGAUUGUCCAUAAUCGCUGGACACAUAAAUUCGUUUCUUAAUCUUACAACUUUCUCUUCUCUAACGUGUGCUUCGAAGAAAUAAAAAGUAUUAUUAUCUAAGCCACUGUAUUCGAUUCUAUAUAUUAGAUGAAUUAAAAAUAAAUGUAUUUUCAUCAAAUAUCAAGAUUUCCCGAUUUAAAAUGAGAAUUUCGUAAAAGGGUUGCGUCUUUUAUGUAUUCGAUGAUAUUGUUUCUUUAAAAAAAAGUCAUUGCGAUUAUGUAGUUAGAUUUCGAUUUCUAUAAACGCCAUUGUAAUACUCGAGUAUUUGUAAAAAGGGGAAGAACUAAAAACUCGCUUUCUGCGACCUACGGGCAAUAAUAGAAUAUAAUUUGCUGUAAUUGAAACCAAAAAUAUCAUAGAGUUUAGUAUUGUCGAGCCUACUGGUAAUUCUGACUUGAGAGAAAUUCUGUGAUUUUAUCUUAACCAGCAAUGUUUGUAUCUAGUGCUAAACUUGCGAUAUGUAUGCUAACUUUUGUAAUGGAUGUGAUGAGGCGAAAGUUUCAUUAAAGUCCGUAAAAACAUGAA
Messenger RNA from Belonocnema kinseyi, 2978 nucleotides. RefSeq lists its product as uncharacterized. The record is from RefSeq and is a predicted model, not a curated record. The transcript is spliced from 7 exons. Bases 235 to 2283 code for a protein of 682 amino acids. NCBI's taxonomy places the organism in Eukaryota, Metazoa, Arthropoda, Insecta, Hymenoptera, Cynipidae.